Medicago truncatula (barrel medic) is the source of this 2758-nucleotide messenger RNA. Its product is annotated as cell division control protein 48 homolog C. The coding region runs from base 56 to 2491 and encodes 811 amino acids. Gene Ontology annotation, molecular function: ATP hydrolysis activity; ATP binding. NCBI's taxonomy places the organism in Eukaryota, Viridiplantae, Streptophyta, Magnoliopsida, Fabales, Fabaceae. The record is from RefSeq and is a predicted model, not a curated record. The transcript has 10 exons.
GUAAUAUAAAAACGUGACAUAAUUUUAAUAGUUCUCCUCUAAAGUGUUUGUGUUUAUGAGAUUGAACAAGAUGGGAAGAAGAAACGGUGGCGGCGGUGGUGGUGGUUGCGGCGGAGGAAGAUCUCUGCAAUUUGCACUUCGCCGGCGAGUUGAAACCUGCAAAUCAAAGUACACUACCGCCGAAGAAAUCGUCGAACAUCUUCGUUCAAAUUACCCUGAUUAUCAACGAACCCAACACAAACAACUCAUUCGAUUCGUUAAUGACGCUCUUCAAUCUUCCUCACGGAAACCCAACCCUAAAAAUGCCGCCGUGGAUGACGGCGACUCCGACUCCGACGAUGAGGUUCGAAAUUCUUCUCGAAAGAGACGUAAGGAUGCCAUGAUCGAUGAAUCUGAAGAAAAAUUGCAAAGAUUGGAAGCUCGUCACAUUGAAAAGAGGAUGAACACGCAGGUUUCAUCAUCCUCUGAAGAAGAUUCUUCUGAUGAUGAUGAAGGUGCAGUUUCGACUUCAGAGGAUGCAAUUUAUAGUGAGAAAGUUGAACCUGCUUUUGAUUUGAUGAAAGAUAUGCUUAGAAGUUCUUACACCGGAAACAAAGAAGGAAUUAAGGAAAAGAAUGUUGAAUUGGAUAUAGGGAAUUCAAGUAAAGCUACUAUUACUGUUAAUGCAGAUGGCCGUGAAUCGAAGUCGGUGGGGAAAGGGAAAGGGAAGCAACUAUCAAAGGGAUCGGGUUUGGGUUCUAAUGUAGGCGGUGGUUGUGUUGAGGUGAAAGGGAAUGGAGGGCCGAUGUUUAAGGAUUUGGGUGGAAUGAAUGGUAUAUUGGAGGAAUUGAUGAUGGAUAUUGUGUCAUUGAUUAAUCCCGAGUUGCCUAAGCAUUUAGGAGUGAAACCGGUGACUGGGAUUUUGCUGCAUGGACCACCUGGUUGUGGAAAGACUAGACUUGCUCAUGCUAUUGCUAACGAGACCGGUCUUCCUUUUCAUCGUAUUUCGGCUACCGAGGUGGUUUCUGGUGUCUCAGGUGCAUCCGAAGAAUAUAUUAGAGAGCUUUUCGAUAAAGCAAAAAGGACUGCUCCAUCAAUUGUUUUUAUUGAUGAGAUAGACGCAAUUGCUUCGAAAAGAGAGGAUUUACAGCGUGAGAUGGAGAAACGAAUUGUGACCCAGUUAAUGACUUCCAUGGAUGAACCAGAGACUUCUGAUGAAUCUCGUGGCUAUGUUCUUGUAAUUGGAGCCACAAACAGGCCUGAUUCUCUUGACCCUGCUCUUAGACGGCCUGGUCGUUUUGAUCGUGAGUUUUUUGUUGGCGUUCCUGAUGAAUCUGCCAGGGAGGAGAUCCUUUCUGUGCUUACUCGCAAUAUUAAACUUGAUGGUUCGUUUGAUCUGCGCAAAAUAGCCAGGUCUACUCCAGGAUUUGUUGGUGCUGAUUUGGCAGCUCUGGCCAACAAAGCUGGUAAUUUGGCAAUGAAGAGGAUAAUUGAUGAAAGGAAACACGAGUUAUCUCAAGAUCUCAUGAGUGAGAAUACAAAAGGCUGGUGGAGAGAACCUUGGUUGCCUGAAGAAAUAACUAAGCUUGCUAUCAAAAUGUCCGAUUUCGAGGAAGCAGUCAUAAUGGUGCAACCUUCAGCAAGAAGAGAAGGGUUCUCUUCCAUUCCUAAUGUUAAAUGGGAAGAUGUUGGUGGGCUUGAUAGUUUAAGGCAUGAUUUUAAUCGCUACAUUGUAAUGCGUGUUAAAAAACCCCAGUAUUAUGAGGGAAUUGGGAUGAAUCUUGAGUCGGGAUUUUUGCUUUUCGGACCUCCAGGUUGUGGUAAAACAUUGAUUGCCAAGGCUGUUGCCAAUGAGGCAGGAGCUAAUUUCAUUCAUAUUAAGGGACCCGAGCUUCUAAAUAAAUAUGUUGGGGAAAGCGAGCUUGCAGUGCGGACAUUGUUUAAUCGGGCAAGGACUUGUGCACCAUGUGUACUGUUUUUUGAUGAGGUUGAUGCUCUGACUACUAAACGUGGUAAAGAAGGUGGAUGGGUUAUUGAAAGACUAUUGAACCAGUUGCUUAUUGAGUUAGAUGGUGCUGAGCAACGGAGGGGUGUUUUUGUGAUUGGUGCAACAAAUAGGCCUGAUGUGAUGGACCCCGCUCUCUUACGGCCUGGGAGGUUUGGUAAACUGCUCUAUGUUCCUCUCCCGAGCCCAGAUGACCGUGUUUUGAUAUUGAAAGCUCUUGCAAGGAAUAAACAUAUUGAUUCUAGUGUAGAUUUGAGCGCCAUUGGAAGAAUGGAUGCAUGUGAAAACCUUAGCGGUGCUGAUCUUGCUGAAUUGAUGAACGAAGCAGUAAUGGCUGCUCUUGAUGAGAAGUUGGCCUCAAUUGAGACAACCUGUGAUACAUUGACCGAUACGUUGACCAUUAGGACGAGUCAUUUUGAAGUAGCACUAACUAAAGCUUCUCCAUCUGUGUCAGCCACGCAAAGGGAAUACUAUGAGCGUUUGGCAAGGAGCCUUAAAGCGGCAUGAGCGGCACAACUAUGACUUCUUUUGUUUCUCUACAUUAGGUUAUUAUCCUGAGGAAAAGGUGAAGGAAACCAUUUUUGUUCGAGUGUAGUGAAGUUAGGUCUGUAUUUGCAUAUUUAUGAUAAGUACGUUAAUCAUAAUUUAAUUAUUGCCAAAUGGUUGUAAUUUAUGGUUCACUUAUUAUUCCUUUCAUGUUGUAUGGAAUCUGUUGCAAAUAACAGUAUCAAUUAUAGAAAUGACAUAAAUUGCCUUGUGUUUGAAAUUGCAUCA